AACAGAACUAAACUCAAGAUGAUCAAGAACUAAAGAAACUCAUCCAUCAAUCCUAUCAAUCAAGCUUAUCAACUCUUACAUUCUCAAAAAUGCCAAAAUUAUUAUCACAUCCAUUCACUUUUGCCUUUACAUCUUCAACCCAUUCAAAUCAUUCAAAACCAUCAAUCUUCCUACUAUCUUCUUUUAUUGGUUUCUUUGAUAUCAAAUUAGGUGUCACAAUCAUUUCUUUAUUAGCUUUGUUAAACAAAGUCGCUGGUAUCUAUGGUGUUUUAGCUGUCUUUACGGGUGUUAGUUUGGCUCAGUUAUCAAUGUACAUCUAUAGUAUUUUAACCAUCGGGUUAGUCAUUUAUGGUUUACAAGCAACUGGUGAAGAAAACGCAAGGAAAACGUUUAUUUAUGCUAAUAGCUUAUUAGUCGAUCAUUUACUUUCCACGGUUUAUACGGUUUGGUUCGGUUUAAGUUGGUAUUUUGAUAAUCCUCAUGAUGGUCGUAGGAUAGCUCAUGGUGAUGCUCAAAAAAAUAUGAUGAAUCCUGAUGCACCUGAACUUUCACCUGAACUUAGAAAACAAGCUGCACAAGCUAUUUGGAAAGCAGAAAGAGAUUUUGCUACGAUGAUUUUAGUAUCAUUAUGGAUCUUAAAAUUAUAUUUUAUUUUUGUGGUUUAUUCUUUUGCAAUUCAUUUAGGUAGAGGUACUUAUACUUCCUUACCACUUUCAAAACCUCCAUCAACCAUUCAAACCAAUCAAAGAAGACUUCAAUCCAAUCUAAAUCAAUCUCAAUCUGGAAAUGAUUCAAAUGAAAUCGAACAUCAUUUACUUUUACCGAUUUCAGAAACUCAUCUUUAUCAUCAUCACAAUACUUCACUUACACUUGAUGAACUUGAUUCUAAUUUAGUUUAAUCAAUCCAAACCUCUCUUUGGGUUGGGUUACAACAAAUAAUACCUUUUUUUUGUAUGUUUUUUUUUGCGAGGGGGAGGGGGUUUGGGGGUUUGGUUCUUUUAUAUACUAACGAAACUUAUAAAAUUGCAUCAUCAUGGUUUUCUUUUCUUCUCUUUUUCUUUUUCUGUUUUUUUUUGUAGUAGAUGAUAAUAGAUUUGAGAAAGGUGGGUUAUACUUUAUGGAUCAUUCAUGUAGUUGAUAAAUCAUAAUGUAAACGUUUCUGAGAUAAUUGAUACUUAAAUGCAUAAAGUGUUUGUACGUGUGUGUGUGUGUGUGUGCAAACUAUAGCUUGAGUCAGUUUUUCCUGAGUCUUUUUCUUCAUCCUUUAUCUUUCAUGGGAUCCUGAUGUAGAUGCAGACUUGAGUCCAGACCCGCCUGUACUCUUAGAAACCAAGUAUCAUAAUAUGUACCUCCAUAAUCACCAUGUAGGCACUUUGUGAUGUCCUUGGUA
This is a messenger RNA of Melampsora larici-populina 98AG31, 1390 nucleotides long. RefSeq lists its product as uncharacterized. Bases 90 to 899 code for a protein of 269 amino acids. Gene Ontology annotation, cellular component: Golgi membrane; inositol phosphoceramide synthase complex. The record is from RefSeq and is a predicted model, not a curated record. NCBI's taxonomy places the organism in Eukaryota, Fungi, Basidiomycota, Pucciniomycetes, Pucciniales, Melampsoraceae. The transcript is spliced from 5 exons. Gene Ontology annotation, molecular function: inositol phosphoceramide synthase regulator activity. Gene Ontology annotation, biological process: inositol phosphoceramide metabolic process.